AUGGAGAAGGAGAACUCCGCAUCGGGCGGAGGUGGCGGGGGCGGUGGAGGUGGCGGAAGCGAAGCGGCGGCCACGGCGACUCCAGGCGCCACCUCCGCCUCCGAGAAACUCCAGGCGGACCAGGCCAAUCCGUUGCUCGAUCCGACUGCGCUCUUCGGCGCAUACUGGUCUCGAGGCGACAGUGCAGCUUCGUCGCUUUUCGGCGGAAUGUCGGGCGGAUAUGGGUUGGGGGCCCAUCAUUUGCCAUCGGCUUACGCGAUCCUGGGCCGAGGAGCCACCACUGCCGGAUUCGGGGGCCACACACCGGCCUCCGCGCCACCGCCACCCCCGUACUCACACAGCAGCCUUGGUACUCUGAGCGUGGCUGCCAGCCAGGCUGCUAGCUUAGGUAUCAAUCCUGCUAGUGCAGCAUGGUGGACGAUGGCCUCACAUUUAGCGGCACAGGACUACCUCGCGAGGUUACAGGGAGCGGCAGGACUGCCCGGAUUUCCGCCUGGCGCAGAGAGCCUGCUGCCACCCUAUCCUGCCUCUCUACUUAAUCCCCCGUCCCUCUCGUCUCACAAGUCCAGUAAGUCUAAGUCAAGCAAGAGUCACAAGACGCCAGCGAGCAGUAGUAGCUCGACGACGCCGAGCAUGACGAGCAGCAGUUUACCGGUGUCGACUCAAGCACCGGUCACGUCCUCUCAUCACAGCACGUCGGCCAGCAGCACGCCGAAUUCGCAAACGAACGUCGUCAGCGAUCCUAGCAGUAUAUUGGGCGGUGUACGUUUGCCUCCUGAUACGGAGAUCAUCAAGUACACGUCGAGCAUAGUCGGUCCAAAGGUACCUGGCACAACGAACCGCGGAAGGAAGAAGACUAUAUCCUUAGACACGCCGAGCGUAAGCGUGCAUCCGCCACCGGUACCCGCUCUCACUGCUCACCAGACUAACACGACGACCACGUCGUUGAUGAUGGAACCGAGAAAGUACAAUCGCACCGGGACUGAGUCGAACGAUUACAGGGAGUCGGUAGAUCGCGUGGAAGUGAUCAAAUUGCCGGCACACUCGACGAACGGUUCCGUUUUACCAGCGCCAUCGUCGUACACGACCACCACCAGUGCGAACAAUUCGAACGAUUCGGACGCGCCGUUGAAUUUGUCGUUGAAACCGGCGACGAUGAGCAGUAGCUCGCCGAUUUCCGGCAGCCAGCCUCUCAGUCAGCUCAGUAAUUUAAGCCAGUCUUUACUCGCCUCUGAUCGAACCUCGAGAAGGAAACCAGGACCGAAACCUCGAAGAGUACCACAGAACUCUGUACCGGUGCCAGCGUCUCCAAGUCCAUCGUUAGCGCAGCUGUUCGCAGCGGCAGAUUCGCCGCAGCGACCGAGCAGCGGAAGCGAGGAGAGCGAGAGCGCUAGCACGACCCACCACAAAGAUGGUCGGCCGAGAAACCUUGGUCGUGGUGUAUCCAAACCCAAGAAGAACACCGUGGCCUCGUUACUGGCACAGAGCAGAGCCCUGGGAAUCAAACCGACGCCCACAUUGGACCCUAGCGUGCCAUUGUCUCAUCAGGUCUCGUUGCUAAGGUCGAAUAUUCUAGCUGCUCAGCUGCAUGCCACUGGUCAAAUCGACGAUAAAAACCAGCGGUCUUUGCAGGAGAAGAUGAAGAACAAGCUGCUGGAGGUGUCGGGAGAGGAGAGCAACAUGGACGUUACCAGCGAGAGCGGCAGUAACACCGACGUUGUGACGGACACUGACGACGACAACGCGGACGGUGUGUCCAGCGCGAAACGGAGGAAGGUGAAGCCGAGUGAAAGGGAUCUCCAGGUGCCGCUCGAGCGUGGCUGGAAACGGGAGACCGUCAUCAAAGGAUUAGGGAAGUCGGGAGUGAUAAAGGGUGACGUGUCUUAUUAUAGUCCUUGCGGGAAAACGUUCAGAAGCAGUCCUGACUUGGCGAAGUUUUUGGAGCAUCAGAAUCCACCGGAACUGACCACAGCAAAUUUCUCCUUCUCGUCCCGUCCGUUGGUGGGCGAGUUUCUGCAGCCAACGAUGGGCCUCGCCGAGGCAGAAUUCGUGAGGUUGGGCGCCCAGGAAGUGGCGAGGAGACUGGAGGAGCUAAGAGCCGCGGGUGGUUUCAGAGACGUGCGAACGAACAAUCAGUACGAGAGGGAGAAGCUCGCGUACGCGAAAAAAUUGGCGAAAGAGGAGGCUCAACGGCACAAGGAGCAGGCCAGGCUGAUCAAGGAGCAAGAGAAAACGGAAAGGCAGGAGGCAGUGAGACGGGAGCGGGAGAUACGAAAUCAACAGUUGCUCGAGGCUCGGAAAAAACGGCAGGAAGAGGUGGAGAAGAUACGACUGGAAGAGCAACAACGGAAGCAACAGGAACGAGAGCUGAAGCGGCAGCAGGCGGUUAUGUUGAAAGAACAGAUGUACAUGCAGGAGCUCACCAAGCAGCGCGAGAUGCUCUACACCGUCGAGCUGGAGAGGGAACGAAGGAGACAGCACAUGGCGUUGGUACGAGCAUUGGAGAAUCGUCGAAAGAUGGAGGAAAGGGAGAAGAAGCGAUUAGAGGCGAGAGCAGAGAGAAUAGCGACGAAGGAGAAACGAGCUGAACAGAGAAAGAUGGAGAUGGAGCUGAUCGAACAGAUCAGAAAGCCUGUAGAGGACAUGGAGCUAACGGAUCAUAGACCACUGCCAGAAUUGAAACGAAUACCUGGACUAAAGCUGUCCGGCCAGGCGUUCGCUGAUAUCGUGAUGGUGUUCGAGUUUCUGCAUAAUUUCGGCGAGACUUUAGGCUUUGACAUGGAAUCGCUACCAAGCCUCAAGAGCCUUCAAUUAGCCCUGCUCAACGACGAAGAAGCGGAGGAAGAACUGUUAUCCGUGAUGACGCACCUGUUGGUAUGUGCGAUCGAGGAUCCAGGUAUUCCUCAGCCAGCGAGACACACGACCGGGUUGGGACAGAGCCUACGUCAGGCUGACAUAACACACGCUAACAUCAGCGAGGUGUUACGAAUUUACCUGUACGCUAACGCGACAGGCGAGGUGAAAGCGUUAACUGGAGUGUGCCUGGAACGUGAACGCGACAAGAAGUUCGCUGAUCAUCAUCAGAACGGUGGAGAUUAUGCCUCGACUUGUUCAGGAAAGAAUGCUCAGUUUUACGAACAUCUGCAUAACAACGAGACGUGGAGAAUGUCCGAGAGGUUGAGAGACAAGCCGUUUCUAGCUUUGAAUCCGACGCACAAGGCACAGAUGCUCGCGUUCCUCUGCAACGAGCUGUUGCAGAACAAGGCUGUGAUCAGGCAGAUCGAAGGAAGCUUGGAAACGGUGGCUCAGCUGAGGAAGGAGAGAUUUGUGUUGGAUACGAAGAUCAGGAAGCUGAGACAACUGCACAGUCGUAAAGUGCGAAUGGAAGCGGUUGGAGUGAUCGUUAACAAGACAGGAGACACGAUUACCAUCGAGAAGAAAGAAGUGGACGAGGAGGGUAAUACAACGUCGACGGCGGUAGGAACGACGCCUACACCCGAUGAGAUUCACCACGAGGACGAAGUCGAGGAUAUGUCUGAGAACGAGAGCGAAGGAACUCAGCCUGAAGAGGAGGAAGAUAAAAAUUUGUCUGGUGAAGAACUUGGUAAAAAAUUGGAUAAAUUGUUGAAACAGUCAGAGGAGCAGCUGCAGAAAUUGAACAGCUCGUCGAAACAGCUGAGAGCACACAUAUUUGGACAGGACAGGUACUGGAGACGAUACUGGGAACUGGCGUGUGCGGGUGGCAUCUUCAUCGAGGCAAUGGAAAGCGCUGAACCGGAGAUUAUAGAGCUGCAGGCUGAAUUGGACGAAAAGUACAAAAACAUACCGGUGGAGGAGAAGCCAGAGACGAAGCAGGAGGACAUCAAAGUGGAGAAUCGGGAGAACGAGGCUCCGAAUGAUAUGAAAGAUGAGAAGAAAUAUAAUUCGAACGAGCAGGACGACGACGUGAAGCCUAUUAUGAUGGAGAAAAUGAAAUCUGAGAUUGACGAUGUUAAUUGUAAGAAGGAACCUAUGCAGAAUUGCGAGAAUUCAACGAAUAUAAAGGAGGAGAAGAAGAACGAUAUGGAUGGAUCGAUGACUGACGCGAAAACCAACGUCACGUCUGAAGAGAUUAAACAAGAGACAGAAGUAAUUAGUAUGGACGUAGAUGUAAAGGAAGAAACGAAGAAAGAGCACGAAGAGAUGGACGAGGAUAUGAAGCCAACGGUGAAGAUGAUGGAGGAUAAAAUUGUCGAGACGAUUCCAAAUGGUGACAAGUACAACCAUGUUAACAAUCUUCAUAACGGCAAGGAACUGAACGGCACCUUUAUUUCCAAUAACAGCAACGAAUCCAACUGGUUCUCAAUUCUGCCACGCGAAACCUGCGACACUCCGGGACCCAGUACCAAACAGAUAUUUGGAAUAGCUGAACCGACUGAGCUGAGAAUACCAGUGUUCCCUCCGCCAGCUAGUCCAAGUUAUGACAGGUGUGACAGUCCUGCUCCUUUGAUUUUGACUCAGGACGAGGCAGCGCAACUCGAGUAUCUAAAAGUACAUGGUCUACCACCACCUGGAGAAGCCAAACCAGUACCAAACGACUUGAGAUACGGUUGGUGGAGAAUAACGGACAUCGACACGUUUCAAGAACUGUUGGAGCAUCUUCAUUCCCGCGGCGUUCGCGAGAAAGAACUGAAACGAACAACGUGGGCGACCAUGGAGUCCUUUCUAGCUGUCACAGGCAAAAUUAACGUAGAUCCCGGCAACCUUACCGCUACCGAGCUUCAAGCAACACCCGACGAACCUGAUACACCGAUUCCAAAACCAGACAAUCCAGAAAUUUGGAGCGAACAAGUUGCGUUACGCGUGGACGCGCAACUGUUGGAACAGGUCGAAGCUCUUGAAGAUAAGGUCGCUAAUGCCAGCAUGCAGGUCAAAGGCUGGAAGCUACCUCCACGGGCGGGAACCGAGGAGGCUGAGGAAAUUGAGAAGUUGAACGAAAUGGAGAAGAUCAGCGCGGUUGAACAAGCACGACAGAGGUUACUUUCUUUGGAAGCUGCUAUAGAGAGGAGAUACUUGAAACCACCAUUAGGCGUUUGCACGGGAGAUCCUAAUUUGGCGGCCUUAAAGGCAGAACAAGCGGCGGCUGCAAACGCGAACUCGAAUAAUUCGGAUCAGAGCAAUCAGACUCCGGUACCUCAAGAAGAAACAACACCAAGAGGGCUGAACAACUGGCGCGAUGCAACAGCCCGUGCACACACAUCUGCUCAGCUCGCCAUGGCGCUUUAUAUGUUGGAGGCCAGCAUCGCGUGGGACAAGAGCAUCAUGAAGGCUGUGAGUCUAACACCAGCUAGAAACUCGGUCUGCGUCAAGCUACGAAACCGCUGCGUCUCACUCAAAGCUACCACUCAGUACAAUCAGCUAUUGACUACUUCUCAGGCCUCUAAUUGUCAGUUCUGUCACAGCGGAGAUAACGAAGAUAAACUGCUACUGUGUGAUGGUUGUGACCGCGGCUAUCAUACUUAUUGUUUCCGUCCAAAAAUGGAAAACAUUCCUGAUGGUGACUGGUAUUGUCACGAAUGCAUGAACAAAGCAACAGGGGAACGAAACUGUUUGGUAUGUGGAAAGAGGGUUGGUAAAAACUUAGUGCUAUGCGAACUCUGCCCACGGGCUUAUCACACUGACUGCCACAAUCCAGUUAUGUCAAAAAUGCCAAGGGGAAAAUGGUAUUGUUCUAAUUGCCACAGUAAACAACCAAAGAAGAGAAAUAGUAGUCGAAGGAGUCAUACCAAAGGGGGAGGCACCAGAGAAAGUGAAAGUUCUGAUCAUCCACCAGCUAGUCCAACGCCGUCAACGGCAUCGAACACGCACGUAGAGGACGUCAGUUCGUCGGAACCGGCAACCCCGACUGCCUCGCCAAGGAAGGAGGGAAACAAUAGGACGCUCACGAAGAAACAGCAACGAGAGUUGGCUCCUUGUAAGGUGCUACUCGAACAGUUGGAGCAACAGGACGAGGCCUGGCCGUUCCUCUUGCCGGUGAACACCAAACAGUUUCCAACCUACAAGAAAAUUAUUAAAACACCCAUGGAUCUCAGUACGAUCAAGAAGAAAUUGCAGGACUCCGUGUACAAGUCUCGCGAUGAGUUUUGCGCCGAUGUCAGACAGAUGUUCAUCAACUGCGAGGUAUUCAACGAGGACGACAGUCCUGUGGGGAAGGCUGGACACGGGAUGCGCAGUUUCUUCGAAAUGCGUUGGACCGAGAUUACUGGCGCACCACCUCCACACCCGCAAACGCAUAGCUGAGGCUCGGUUCGCUCUCGCAACACCUGCAACAGUUUUGCCCACUUCUACUACUGAGAGGGUAGAACCCUCCAUCAGAGUA
Molecule: messenger RNA, 6358 nt
Organism: Habropoda laboriosa
Lineage: Eukaryota; Metazoa; Arthropoda; Insecta; Hymenoptera; Apidae
Product: bromodomain adjacent to zinc finger domain protein 2B-like
Exons: 26
Coding region: 1-6279 (2092 amino acids)
Molecular function (GO): DNA binding; protein binding
Source: RefSeq, a predicted model, not a curated record